AUGCACGAAAUCAUAACCCUUCAACUCGGGCAGAGGAGUAACUACCUCGCUACACAUUUCUGGAACACCCAGGAAUCAUACUUCACCUACUCCGAAAGCGAAGAGUCCUUGGUUGAUCAUGAUAUCCAUUUCAGACCUGGCUUAGGAGCUGAUGGUAGUGAGACUUUCACUCCAAGGACGCUCAUUUAUGAUCUCAAGGGGGGGUUUGGCUCCCUACGAAAGGUCAAUGCUCUGUACGAGAUAGAGGAGCCAGCAGGUCCGCAAGGACUGUGGAAUGGGCCAACGAUUAUCCAGCGUCAGGCUGCAAUCGAACAAAGCGUUUAUCAGCAAAGCCUCGACCAAGGGUUGGAGCCGCCAUUGUUGACCACCGACUCCGUGAGAUACUGGUCCGAUUUCAACCGUGUGUACUUUCAUCCAAAAUCAGUCAUUCAGCUCAAUGAAUAUGAACUGGGUUCAGCGCUUAUGCCCUUCGAGAAAUGGAGUGUGGGAGAAGAUCUCUUUAAUUCACUCGACAAAGAGCAUGAUAUUUUGGAUCGUGAUUUGAGGUCUUUUGUCGAAGAGGCAGAUUGUAUGCAAGGUAUCCAAAUGAUAGCUAGUGUUGAUGACGCAUGGGGAGGAUUUGCCGCUAGGUACAUGGAUCGAAUCAGAGACGAAUUUGGGAAAACGACUGUUUAUUUUUGGGGAUUGGAAGCUGGAUUCGGGUCUGUUCCUAGGGAAAAACGUUUUAACCAGCUGUCGAAUACAGCCAAAUCUACGUCGGAGAUUGCUCAGCAGGUAUCACUUUUCGUUCCCAUGACAAUACCACAAGCGAUGCUACCUAGCUAUGUCAUGCUCGAUCCGAAGUCCCGAUGGCAUGUCGGUGGUCUACUUUCCACAGCAUAUGAGACCAUGACUUUACUAUCCAGAUUACGAUUAGGCAGUGCCAGCCGGAGAUCUUUAGAUGAGCUCGUCAGUGUUUUGAACGUCAACGGGAACCAAAAUAUUGCGAAGUGUCGGAUGAGUAUUGGUCAGAAGGACGCACAAAACGAACAUCUCAAGUCAGCAAGACUAGAGGAACGAGUACGAAGCCGGGAUACGAGAGCGCCAUCUCAGGAGAGGCGGGGUGAGGAAGGACCCUUCUCUCAAAAAUACCAAGAUUUGAAACCUUUGGAUAUGGACUUCUUUCCUACAGAAACAGACGAACGAGGCCGAGGCCAAAAAGUAACCAAGGAGACUCAUGUAUUUGCUCGAGCCGAGAUAUUUCGGGCUGAUGACCAGAAGGAGAAUGAGCUUGAGGAAACCGAUGAGAACGUGGGCCAUGAAAGAGCAAGGCGUCGAGCGGCUGGUCUUCCAAUCAUCCAAAAGAGUAGAGUAUCCUUGUCGUAUCCUCUGCUUGACAGCUUCCCCCACAUCUUUGCUCAUAGUAGCACGGCAUCUUCGUUGAGGGUUAGCACAUCUCUAUCAACUGAUACAACAGUAGCUAUGAGAAUGAAGAAUCUCCAAAACAUCGUUAGCAGAGCUGUGGGUGUUGAUGAGCGAGAGGCACUCGGCAACUCAUUGGGCGAUCUAGCCGAAGCUUAUCAGGAAGGCUGGGAUAGCGGUACAGAGGACGAUGAUGAUGAUUGA
Molecule: messenger RNA, 1605 nt
Organism: Cadophora gregata
Lineage: Eukaryota; Fungi; Ascomycota; Leotiomycetes; Helotiales; Ploettnerulaceae
Gene: DML1
Product: mtDNA inheritance, partitioning of the mitochondrial organelle
Exons: 5
Coding region: 1-1605 (534 amino acids)
Biological process (GO): mitochondrion distribution
Cellular component (GO): cytoplasm
Source: RefSeq, a predicted model, not a curated record